AUGCCAAGGCACCGUCGCGUGGAGGAUACCACAGGUAACCUAGUGGACGGAUUCAUCACCAUCCUAAAGAAUCCCGCAACCGAGAAAACAGCUCCAGUUCCAUGCGCUCAGUCGGAAUUGGGCCUUGAAGGAUUUAUUUCAUCAUAUCAGUGCCCGGGGGAAAUCGUGCUCCAAGAUGGGCUCGCCAGGCCCCUUCAUGUUGGCAAGCACAGACUGGCGGAAAUGCCAACGAAGUAA
This is a messenger RNA of Penicillium robsamsonii, 237 nucleotides long. RefSeq lists its product as uncharacterized. Lineage: Eukaryota; Fungi; Ascomycota; Eurotiomycetes; Eurotiales; Aspergillaceae. The transcript has a single exon. The record is from RefSeq and is a predicted model, not a curated record. Bases 1 to 237 code for a protein of 78 amino acids.